AUGGACAAAGGAUGGUGUCUUACACUUGAAAAUUCUGAUCCUGUUGGGUUUUUCACGAGCAAGCCAGAUUUGGGAUUUAAUUUGAGCCCAAGGUUAAAUGUUAAAGAGGGUAUCAAUACUAUGUUUCCGGUCAAUCUGAAUUGUAGAGAAGAACAUUCUACUUCGUCUCCGGCCGAUGAGAAACGGGUGGUUUUAGGAGAAGUAGACUUCUUUUCUGACAAGAAUAGGCCCAUCAAGGAUAUGGCUGUCAAAAAGGAAGAUUCACAUACUGAUACCGCAAGGGAACCUGAUGUUAACAUCGGUUUGCAACUUGUUACUACUAAUACUGGAAGUGAUCAAUCAAUGGUGGACGAUGGGGUUUCGUCUGAGGUUGAAGAUAAGCGAGCAAAAAAUGAGCUAACACAAAUAAAAGUUGAGCUUGAAAGAAUGAAUGCUGAAAAUCAAGGGCUAAGAGGGAUGCUAAGUCAGGUUAGCAGCAAUUAUAGUGCGUUGCAGAUGCAUCUCGCGGCAUUAAUGCAACAGCAGCAAAAUUCAACAGCACUUGAUAGAACACAAGAUCAUGAGAUCUUAGAUAGAAAAUCUCAAGAGAAGAAACAAGAAAAUGGAGGCGCAACAGUUCCAAGACAAUUCUUGGACUUAGGCCCUGCCAGGGAAAUUGAUGAACCGUCUAAUUCUUUAUCAGAAGAUAGAACAGCCUCUGGAUCACCUCACAAAAAGAUUGGCCGUGCUGAGAGUCCAGAAUCAGACAGUUGGGGUCCUAACAAGAUUCCCAAGUUGAAUCCCACAAAGCCGAUCGAUCAAUCCACUGAGGCUACCAUGAAGAAAGCUCGUGUUUCUGUUCGAGUCCGGUCAGAAGCUCCGAUGAUUUCUGAUGGAUGCCAAUGGAGAAAAUAUGGCCAAAAGAUGGCAAAAGGAAACCCAUGUCCACGAGCUUAUUAUCGUUGCACCAUGGCAGUCGGUUGUCCAGUGCGCAAACAAGUUCAAAGGUGCGCCGAAGACCAAACAGUCUUGACGACAACCUAUGAAGGAACCCAUAAUCAUCCACUGCCUCCGGCUGCCAUGGCCAUGGCGUCAACCACCUCGGCCGCAGCCAGUAUGCUUCUUUCAGGAUCUAUGCCAAGUGCAGAUGUUUUGAUGAAUCCCAAUUUUCUUGCAAGAACCAUUCUUCCUUAUUCAUCAAACAUGGCAACAAUUUCUGCCUCAACUCCUUUUCCUACAGUCACUUUAGACCUAACUCACAGUCCAAAUCCAUUACAAUUCCAAAGAGUACCCCCUACUCAAUACCAAGUCCCAUUCCCGGCCCCUCCUCAAAACUUCGCUUCAGUUCCAACCCCACAAAUGCCUCAGGUUUUUGGGCAAGCCCUGGUCAACCAGUCCAAGUUUUCGGGGCUACAAAGUUCUCAUAAUAUUGAACAAAUUCAGCCACCGCAGCACCACCAGUCCUUCGCUGAAACUCUAAGCGCCGCCACCGCAGCAAUCACGGCUGAUCCCAAUUUCACUGCCGCCCUUGCCGCGGCAAUCAGCUCCAUCAUGGGUGGCUCACGUCCAGAAAUUGGUAACACUACCAAUAACAAUACAAACUUAAAUACAAGCACUAGCAACAAGUCCAGCAGUUUCCCGGGGAAUUAA
This is a messenger RNA of Fraxinus pennsylvanica, 1629 nucleotides long. The record is from the annotation of a GenBank genome assembly. Lineage: Eukaryota; Viridiplantae; Streptophyta; Magnoliopsida; Lamiales; Oleaceae.